This is a messenger RNA of Zasmidium cellare ATCC 36951, 2340 nucleotides long. RefSeq lists its product as uncharacterized. Lineage: Eukaryota; Fungi; Ascomycota; Dothideomycetes; Mycosphaerellales; Mycosphaerellaceae. The transcript is spliced from 2 exons. The record is from RefSeq and is a predicted model, not a curated record. The coding region runs from base 1 to 2340 and encodes 779 amino acids.
AUGGCGAAUCCUCCGCCGAUGUUGUCCUGUUCACGACCCGCCUCGUCGCAUCCCCCAGCAACACACCAGCUGCACCUGCCGACCCCGAGUUUGCACGCAGAAACCCCCAUCCUGAACAGAUACUGUUGCCCGAUCGUCGCUUGCAAUCGCACCUUCGACAGCUACAUCGCCGCCUACUUCCACUUCUGCCACCACCAAGCUAGCCCAUAUGUCGUCAAGUGUCCCGAGGAAGACUGUCCAUUCGCCUUUAGGGGAUUCGAAACUCUAGAGAGGCACUGGGAUGUCAUCCACAACGAGGAUUUUCUGGUCUACAACUGCAUCGUCCCUGGGUGUGGUGUCGGUCACCCCUGUCACGAAGAAGUUGUCGAGCAUCUCGUUCGUACGCACGGAAUGGACCUACCCACUGCAAACACAAGCAAACAAGCAACCAUUGUGCGACGACAAGUCAACUGUCAAGACUGGUUUCUCGCGCGAGGAUAUCCACCGCCAGAUCCUUCUUUUGUCUAUCCCAGACGACCAGGAGCAGCACAGAGGCCUAGCAAAGAUUACAAAAACAGCCAACUCAAUCGAGACCUGCAGAUUCAGGAAGCGCAGCGAGCAGCUCUUACUGAGAUAGCCGAUCGUCGCGCGGCUACCCUGUAUCAUGCCACGAUUAGCAAAUCCCUUCCCAUCAGGAGACUCGUGCCUUCUGUCCAGAUGCCGCCGUUACUAGCAAAAGCCUUUCAGGAGCGGAUCGGAGGUCUUCAACACCACGACACCAAUCCGAAACCACCAUUAUCUCUUCGACAAUCAACAUUCUUCCAGAAAUCCUCCAUGUCGCAUCAUCAGCAUCAUCAGCAUCAUCAGCAUCAGCAGCACCAACAGCAUCAGAAUCAACAGCAUCAGAAUCGACAGCAUCACCAUCAACAUACUCCAAGCCAACAUGCCAGUGCCUCUAGUCCGAAAUGGGCGUCGCGAGUGCCUCUACCGAUUCAAAACAGACCCAUGCGCACCGACCCCCGAAGCGUACCGCAACUCAUCCGACUGGCCACUCCUCAGCAAUUGCUCACUCAUACCCCGGCGAAGAGGAAGCGUGGACGGCGUUCCAAUGCAGAAGUAGCUGCCAGAAAAGAAGCCGCUGCCGCCUCAGGACAGAAUGCAUUAGCGGUUGCUGACUCGACGACUCUGCCACCUGCGACGUCAGGAGGCUUGCUUUUGCGGCCUAAUACGCAAGAACAAGAUGUAAUGAGCGAAGCUGUCUCCGAUUCUGAGUAUGUCCAACAACGCAUACAGACUUCUCUUGCAAGCGGAGGGCAGAUUUCUGCAAGAGCCAGACCACCGGCUUCUCUACCGGUGCAGCCCAUGUCUGAUGUCGACGCUGUCAACAGAGCACCCGUACCUGGCAAUGCGAAGAAAGUCCGGCCCGCAGACGAUGCCGCUCAUGCUUCUACUCAAGCUCAAGCCGCUUCGUCAGUGAAGGCGAAGGGAAAGGCCCCAAUCGCAAACGAUAAAGAACCAGAAUCACUUGCCCCUCCAGCAAAGAGAGGUAGAGGUCGUCCACGAAAGAAUGCAGACAACGCUGGACCUUCGCAUGCACGCAAGCCAUCUGAAGAUCAGCCAGGGCCAGCUGCCGCUCAAGCAAGAUGGAAAUGGUCCGAGCCCGUCGAAGACAUCAUCGCGCUCAACCACCGAAGAUGGCUCCAUGCCUCAAGCGAAGAGCUCGAGAACAUCAGGCUGGCCAUCCAAGUGCGCGACGAUUGGCAACGCAUCAGCAAUGCUGAGAUCUGGAAGCACAUGACCGAGACGUGGCCGAGAGAAUGUCGUGAUUCGCCUGAGGUUGUAGCCAUCAGUCGGCAGCUCAAGCACUGGGCGUCGAGGACUGUUCCUGGAAUCAACCCCCGUCGUGCAGGUGGCUACAUGCGGGUCUGCCUCAAGAAAUUUGUCAAGCACUACCCGAUGAGUAUCUAUGUAGAGCCCAUGAGAUGGUUGCAAUGUUGUGCGCUGCCCCAGAUGGUACAGGUGAUUGCUGGACCGCCGGAAAAUGAUUGGAAGCCGGUGGUGGUGGCGAAGAAGGUUGUUUGUGAAAGAGGUGUGAUGAGAGGCAUAAAGGGUAUGGAUCAGGCGGACAUUGGUGGCGAUCGAGACCUCAGCAUCAGACGUUGCGAAUGGCUCAACCGGCGGUUUGUCUUUCUGCUCGAUACUUUCCGCAAGGCGUAUCCUUUCGUAGAGCAAAAACGCUUCCCCUUCCAAGCUCACUUCUUCAUAUCUCAAGUGUCUCCCACUUGGAAAGCAGCUCACUCAGUCUCUCGCCACCCUCCUGGCCCUGCGAAGCGGCAUAGUUCGGAAAAGCAGAACUCAUGA